AUGGUACUGGUACCAGUACAUACAUACACUGUGGACCUGCUCCUGGGAGGUCAGGCAGGUCAGGCAUGGUAUGGUAUAAUUUCUGGGCAGGCCUUCAUGGCAUUGGCACUGGGAUGGUGUUCAUGGCAUUGGUGCUGGGACAGCUUGACUGAUGGCCUUGUGGCAUCAGGGAUGUGCCAGAACUCAUUACAAUGGUGCUGGGAUGGCUUCCCUGGCAUUGGUGUUGUGCUGGAACACAUUACAAUGGUGCUGGGAUGGCUUCCAUGGCAUUGGUGUUGUGCCAGAACACAAUGGUGCUGGAAUGGCCUGCAUGAUGGCCUCAUGGCAUUGGGGAUGUGCUGGCACUCAUUACAAAGGGAUAUGCUGGAAUACAUGGAACUGGUGCUGGGCUGGCCUCCAUGGCAUUGGUCUGGUGCUGGUACACAUUACAAUGGUGCCAGAAUGGCCUGCACAAUAGGCCUCAUGGUAUUGGAGAUGUGCCAGAACACAUGGCAUAGGUUCCAGGAUGGCUUCCAUGGCAUUGGUGUUGUGCUGGAACACAUUCCAAUGGUGCUGGGAUGGCCUGCAUGA
This is a messenger RNA of Pisolithus orientalis, 570 nucleotides long. RefSeq lists its product as uncharacterized. Lineage: Eukaryota; Fungi; Basidiomycota; Agaricomycetes; Boletales; Pisolithaceae. The coding region runs from base 1 to 570 and encodes 189 amino acids. The record is from RefSeq and is a predicted model, not a curated record. The transcript is spliced from 4 exons.